This is a messenger RNA of Falco peregrinus (peregrine falcon), 691 nucleotides long. RefSeq names its product LSM3 homolog, U6 small nuclear RNA and mRNA degradation associated (gene LSM3). Lineage: Eukaryota; Metazoa; Chordata; Aves; Falconiformes; Falconidae. Bases 72 to 380 code for a protein of 102 amino acids. The record is from RefSeq and is a predicted model, not a curated record. Gene Ontology annotation, biological process: mRNA splicing, via spliceosome; P-body assembly. Gene Ontology annotation, cellular component: U6 snRNP; precatalytic spliceosome; Lsm1-7-Pat1 complex. The transcript has 4 exons. Gene Ontology annotation, molecular function: RNA binding.
CCCCCCCCCGCCAGAGGGGAAGGGGAGGGGCCAUAAAGUCUCGCGGGAGAGCGCGGGAGGCGGUUUGAAAGAUGGCGGAUGAGGUGGACCAGCAACAAACAACAAAUACUGUAGAGGAGCCACUUGAUCUCAUCAGACUCAGUCUAGAUGAGCGUAUCUAUGUCAAAAUGAGGAAUGACAGAGAGCUCAGAGGCAGACUACAUGCAUAUGAUCAGCACUUAAAUAUGAUUUUGGGUGACGUGGAAGAAACUGUAACUACAAUAGAGAUUGAUGAAGAAACCUAUGAAGAGAUUUAUAAAUCUACCAAGAGGAAUAUUCCGAUGCUCUUUGUCAGAGGUGAUGGUGUUGUGCUUGUAGCUCCACCAUUGAGGGUUGGUUGAAGCAACAAAGGAUUUAACCUUGUUGGAAAGUUUCAGGCUUUUGGACAAUGGUUUGUGUUUCAAUUAUGUGUCUCAAAAUUCUGUACGUGUUUUUUAUAGGAUGUUUUUCUCUGUUCAUUUGGGAAUGGGAGGGAUGGGGAAUGAGUUUGUCUUGCAGAAGGUACAUGUAGUCAAUUGAAGCAGUGUAAACAAAUGUAACUGUUGUAAAUUGGCAGUCAUGUCACAUCAGGAAAAGAAUCCUUCGGGUUUUUUGAUCUUCACAGUAACACUGUCUUAAUUUUUUGUUUUAAAUAAAUUCGGUUUAUCUUUCA